Molecule: messenger RNA, 722 nt
Organism: Anopheles funestus (African malaria mosquito)
Lineage: Eukaryota; Metazoa; Arthropoda; Insecta; Diptera; Culicidae
Product: 60S ribosome subunit biogenesis protein NIP7 homolog
Exons: 2
Coding region: 136-678 (180 amino acids)
Biological process (GO): ribosome assembly; ribosomal large subunit biogenesis
Cellular component (GO): preribosome, large subunit precursor; nucleus; nucleolus
Molecular function (GO): RNA binding
Source: RefSeq, a predicted model, not a curated record
UUCGCACACGUUGGAUCAAAACAUACCGUAAACAACGUGCAACGUGCUACCGACCCGUACUGCAUGGUACGAAUUUACUUUGCAAAAAGUAUAAUUUCCUGAUUUAGUUCAAUAAAAACCUGCCCAACAGCAGCAAUGAAGCGCUUGUCAGAGCAACAAACAAAAGUUUUGUUUGAAAAAUUAUCAAAAUACAUUGGAACUAAUGUAAAACUGUUGAUCGAUCGUACUGAUGGAACCUACUGCUUCCGAGAGAUGAAAUCCCGUGUAUAUUACGUGUCAGAAAAAAUUCUGAAACUAGCAGAAUCGGUACCGAAGGACCAGAUGGUAUCGGUUGGGACGUGUUUCGGGAAGUUUACCAAGGGCAAUAAGUUCAUACUGCACAUCACGGCACUCGCCUAUUUGGCCCCUUACGCGCAGUACAAAAUAUGGCUGAAACCGGCCGCCGAGCAGCAGUUCCUGUAUGGCAAUAACGUAUCGAAAUCGGGUAUGGGACGUAUCACGGAAAAUACUCCCAUCUAUCAGGGUGUUAUAGUGAUGUCAAUGAACGAUGUUCCGCUCGGGUUUGGUGUGGCGGCGAAAUCAACCAACGAUUGUAAACUAGCCGAUCCGCUAAUAACAGUUUGUUUCCAUCAAGCGGAUAUAGGGGAAUAUAUUCGAUCGGAAGAGAACCUAAUAUAGGAAGGUAUAAUAAAAAUCGAAUACACGAAACCAUUUCCAUUCAA